This is a messenger RNA of Emericellopsis cladophorae, 654 nucleotides long. RefSeq lists its product as uncharacterized. The transcript is spliced from 2 exons. Lineage: Eukaryota; Fungi; Ascomycota; Sordariomycetes; Hypocreales; Bionectriaceae. The record is from RefSeq and is a predicted model, not a curated record. The coding region runs from base 1 to 654 and encodes 217 amino acids.
AUGGAGGCUGCCAGUGCUCACCAUAACUUUCACCUCUUCCCACAACUCCCACCAGAGAUCCGCCUGCGCAUCUGGUCCCUCAACCUACCACAAGCAUCCCGCCUCAUCCCCAUCAACGCCAACACCCCCUCUACCAGCAAGCAAUCAUCAUCACCAUCAAGAGGCGCAUCCGGCUGCACAACAACGACAGCCGUCCCGCCCAACCUCCACGCCUGCAGCGAGUCACGCCUCCACGCACUACAGACACUCACCCCAUCCUUUGGCUUCGCCCGGACCCAAGGCCGCAUCCCCUUUGACUAUGCCCGGGACAUGGUCUACUUCCCCCGCCUACCGGGUCUCGCCGCCUCGUCCUCCUCCUUCCGGUCCUUCCUCCUGCUCUGCUGCCCCGGCGAGCUGGGCCGACUUGGACGGGUGGCCGUCCACGAGGACGUGCUGGGCGUCGACGACGCGUGCUAUCACAGCGGCGUCGCCGUCGGGCGCACUGUGGAGGUCAUCACGCUCAUCCGCGCGCAGCUGCCGAGUGUGGACGAGGUCAUCUUUGUCAGUCCAAGCGAGGACAGCGGGCGGAGACUGCAGAUGCAGGUCGAGACCACCAUGCGGGACCAAGGCGAGGAUACACUGCGGUGUAUGGUCGUCCUCGAGGGCGCGGAGUAG